AUGAAAUCGAUUUCAUAAUAGAUUUAAAAUAAUCCAGAAGCAAAGAAAUUCUUAAAUGAGUAUUGUAAUGGAAAUGUAGAAUAUGUAGCAUACUUUGAUCAAGCAAAUAUCUAAUCAAAGGGAGUCACUCUUUCUUUUGAUGAUUUUAAUCCUUCACACAAUAUGAGUUUGGAUAAUUAUCAAGAAAAAAAGAAUAGAGAGGGCCUCCUUAUCAUAGAUAUGAUUAUUAUUUUCCAAUAGGUUGUUAUGGAUUUGGGUUAAAUGUAGAAAAGUAAGUAAAAUAAUAUGGAAAUGAUUGGUUAAAAACGGAUGGUAAUCCUAAUGAAUGGAGAAUUAUCUGCUGUUAAUCAAAUUUUGAGAAAUAAUUUAAUUGCAGGUGGAGCAUAAGAUUACUAAAAUACUGAAUGUAUUGAUGAAUUUGGAAAUAAAGUUAAAGUAGGACGUGGAAUUUAUUUUUCAAAUAAUAUUAAGGUCUGUAUUGAUUAUCGAUAUACUAAUUACACUUAGAUUGGUAAUAAAUAAUUUGCAGCUAUUUUAAUGACAAGAGUAAGCCGAAAAAAAAUUAAAUAAAGUGAAGGUAUGAAAUUGUUAAAUUAUUUCGUUGUUAAUAAUUCAAAAGAUGUGAGACCAUAUAGACUCUUAUUGCAUGAAAAACUAAAAGAAGGAUAUUGUUUUUAAUUUUGA
Molecule: messenger RNA, 684 nt
Organism: Paramecium tetraurelia
Lineage: Eukaryota; Ciliophora; Oligohymenophorea; Peniculida; Parameciidae
Exons: 2
Source: RefSeq, a predicted model, not a curated record